Messenger RNA from Chlamydomonas reinhardtii, 2217 nucleotides. RefSeq lists its product as uncharacterized. Lineage: Eukaryota; Viridiplantae; Chlorophyta; Chlorophyceae; Chlamydomonadales; Chlamydomonadaceae. The record is from RefSeq and is a predicted model, not a curated record. The transcript is spliced from 4 exons. Bases 642 to 1556 code for a protein of 304 amino acids.
CUCUAUCGCCCCGAAUCGUUUGCCGUCGACAUACGGCUCAGAGCAUUAGGCCCCAGGCGACAUUCCUCGCUGAUUGAAGUCCCGCUCUGUUCUGGAUCAGCAGACUUUUAGGGUUGUAUACCCCUUCGUAUGACGUGGUAGUUGUGGUCUGCACUUAUACUGGCGUUUGGCGCAGAACCUCCAUAUUUUUCGCUUUCACCCCAUCAACUCUUGUAGAGACUCAAGUGCUGAUUGCUCCAGUUGCCCAUAUACACUUGAGCAUUCGCGCCCUCGAACCCAAAAGGUUUGCCGCGCUUUCCGCGCGCGCUUUUCCGCCCGUCGGUCCCGGGAGAGCGCCCUCGCCUGCGCCCGCUCGCCAGUAAUCGCCCAUAGACAUACGGCACACUGCUUCUCAUGUCACAAGCACAUUAGUGCGCAGUACACGAGCAACACCCACUGUCGCGGAUUCAGUUGGGAAUUCGGAGGUUUCACGACACGAACUCCUCGCUGUCGCUUCGUAGUCGUUUCCUCCCGCAACGCUUGUUACAUCGUAUAUUGUCCAACUUGUUCACGCAUACAGCAAGUCGUUGAGGCCGGAGAGCGAAUUCUGCCAUACUACCAGUGUCGGCGAGGUGUUACCUGUGACAGGCACAAACAGCGCAAUGCGUGGCUCAGAAUUUGAGCCGGCCAAGAUAGGCGCAGGCCUACUGAUCUGUUGCGAAGGAUCGUGCCUGCUGCUGCGCCGCAGCAAUGCCGGCGGCAACCCGGGCAAGUGGGGCUUGCCAGGCGGCAAUGCCGACUCGGCUGAUGCCGGUCUGCUGCAAGAGACGGCGAUGCGGGAGGCGGUCGAGGAGCUGGGCGAGCUGCCGUCGGAGCUGCAAGUGUUGGGCUCCGUGCUGACAAAGCGCGGCAAGGCUCUUCAGAAGCACUACACCGUGUUUGUGGCGUCCAUCCCCGAGAGCGCGCGCAGCACGUACACGCCCACGCUCAACAACGAGCACACCGACUGGCGCUGGCUGGAGGUGAGCCACGUCAGCGAGCUGGCGGGCGCCCAGCGCGGCCGCCGCCGGGCCCUGAGGCGCGCCGCCCGCCAGCACCACGCGGCUGGCGCCGAGGGCGAGGAGGCCGAGGAGGGCGAGGAGGGCGAGGGCCACGGCGGCCGGGGCAGGGGCAGGGGUCGCGGACGCGGCCGCGGCCGUGGCCGCGGCCGCGGGCGGGGCCGUGGUCGGGGCCGGGGCCGGAAGGCUGCGGCUGAGGGUGAGGAGGGUGAGGAGGCCGAGGGUGAGGACGAGGCCGAGGGCGAGGGUGAGGGCGAGGGUGAGGCCGAGCAUGAGGCCGCUGAGGCCGAGGGUGGGGCCGGUGAGGGCCACGGCGACGACGACGAUGACGACGAUGACGAUGAUGAUGAUGACGAGGAGGGAGCGCCGCCGGCCGCGGCGGCGGAGCCGGCUGAGGGUGCGGAUGCGGCGGGCGGCGCGCCCGCCUCCGAGGUGACCCUGCUGCACCCCGUGCUGUGCAACCUGUUUCGCGGCAAGCACGCGGAGGCGCUGACGGCCAUGCUGCCGCCGCCGCCCUGAUGGUGAAGAGCUGAUGUGGUCGGCGUCCGUGUGUGGCGGAGGUGAGACCCGCCGCGGCAGUAGCAGCUGCGGCGGGGUGCGGGGCUGAGCGCUGCUCGCACACUACCGCGUGCGCGCGUUCGGCCGGCUUCUGGCGGCCCAGGCCACGCAUGCCGCUGCGGCCGCUGCGGCAGGCGCUUACGUGGGCAGCAGCAUUAGCACGUUUAUUAGUCGAGCGCUCUUUGAUGGCGUGGACCUGUACGACGCGCGCUGCUAUAGGGACUCCGCAAUCCUCACUAAUUUACUGCACGCACGGAUGCGGUCAAGGGUCGUACGUCGAGAUGUAUCUGUAUAUAUGUGUUGGUAGGUGGAGGUACAAUUACGAAACGGCGCUAGACUGGAUUGGGCAGUAGGGUCGGUGCUGUACAGCAUUACGGCGGGCGCGGCUCGUGCAAGCGAGUGCUGUGCAAGUUGGGAUGCGCACAAGGCCAGGGACAUGCAUCACCAUGGAUCGUUGGUUUUAGUCAUUGGCCGGCAGUGCAGGUGAAUCUGUUUUUGACGGGUAACCUAUAUUGCUGAGCUGAAUGAAUGACUGCGGACGGGGUAGAGUGUGGUAGGGUAGAGUGGAGGCAGUCUAUUCCUGUGCUCAUGGCACCGCGUGCAAUCCAAUACUGUGACGGUU